Pygoscelis adeliae (Adelie penguin) is the source of this 1383-nucleotide messenger RNA. RefSeq names its product cell growth regulator with ring finger domain 1 (gene CGRRF1). NCBI's taxonomy places the organism in Eukaryota, Metazoa, Chordata, Aves, Sphenisciformes, Spheniscidae. Gene Ontology annotation, biological process: negative regulation of cell growth. The transcript has 5 exons. Bases 72 to 920 code for a protein of 282 amino acids. The record is from RefSeq and is a predicted model, not a curated record.
GGUUGGGUGUUCCUGUUAUUCUGAGAAACUCAGAAGAAACAGAAUCCAGCACAAGAGUUUUGAAAAAGCGGAUGAGACAAGUGAAGAAUCCUUUUGGGUUAGAAAUCCCUCAUCCUGCUACAGCUUCAGUAACAAAGGGUAUAACACUGACACCUGAUUGUCUGGAAGACUGUAUUCUUACAUGCUAUUGGGGCUGCAGUGUUCAAAAACUCCACGAAGCGUUGCAGAAACAUGUCUACUGCUUCAGAAUAAAGACUCCUCAGGCAUUAGAGGACGCUCUGUACAGCGAAUACCUCUAUCGACAACAGUACUUCAUUAAAAAAAAUGACAAGGAAGAAAAAUAUUGUCAGUUACCAGAAGAUGCUCAAGUUGUCGAUUUUGGCCCAGUGCCUAGAUCUCGCUAUCCAUUGAUAGCAUUGUUGACGUUAGCUGAUGAAGAAGACAGAGAAAUAUAUGAUAUUAUUUCAAUGGUGGCUGUAAUUCACAUUCCUGAUGAGAGCUACAGACUUUCCUGUAGAAUAUUGUAUCAGUAUCUACUUCUAGCUCAAGGUCAAUACCAUGAUCUGAAGCAACUCUUCAUGUCUGCAAAUAGUACCGCACCAUCUUCAAGCGAUGCGUCCCCUGGUGAGAGAGGCACUGACAGAAGCUUGCUAGAAAAGGCCGGACUGGCUGAAGAUGAACCAGAAUUGCAUGAAGAAAACAGUAAAGACUGUGUUGUCUGCCAGAAUGGCACAGUGAACUGGGUACUCCUGCCCUGCAGGCACGCCUGCUUGUGUGACGGCUGCAUUAAGUAUUUUCAGCAGUGUCCAAUGUGUAGGCAGUUUGUUCAAGAAUCUUUUCCACUUUGCAGUAAAAAGGAGCAAGAUGAAGAUGACUCAACCCGUAUCUUGCAAGAUGUUCUUCCUGGAAGAGUUUUUUAAUGGGGAAGAAGUAGAAGAACCGGGUUGUAUGCACCAAGAUUAAAUGUAGAAAACAGACUGUUUAUGGGAGGAUACGUAGCAUUAACUUGUAUGGUUUUGCUUUUUAUUGUUAGGUAAUUUUCAGCUUCCUUAUUUUUCUUCACUCCAUAUGCUCGCAGGAACACUAUACUGAUCCAUGCGAUGUGGACAGAAGUGCGUAGGAUAUCUUUGAAGGAUGUGAUUUUAUUUAUAACUUCUUACUAGUUUUUCAUGGAGUACUAUUGGAGGCUGUUUUGAUUACUAAAUUUAGUAUAUCUACUAAAAAAAGAAUAAAACCUGCAAGUGAAGUUGCACACAGCUCAUUCUAUAUUUAUUGUAUUUCAAAUACUAGAGCAAUGUAUCAUUUUGACUCAGUAUAAUUUAGAAACAUAGCACUUUACAGAAUGUAUCAAAUGAAGGAAAGUAAAUAUUCUUCAUCCUUAAA